GAUUUGAUCAAGUUUCGAAUGAUAUGGGAGCUAUUGAUGCGGAAUAUGGUGACAAACGCAUGCAGAACGGGGGACUGGAGGUCAAGAAGGAAUUAAAGUGGGAGAAUUGGAGACCAGGAAUUAGGUACAUAAAACAUAUGAAGAUACAAAACUGCAGUCAGAAUAUGAUAGAACUUACCUACAGUUUGCCGAAAACUGCACUUUUUCGAAUGUUAUAUCCCGGCAGAAAGCACAGAAAGCUUGCAGUUGGGGCUAGCUUAAACGUCCCCAUCGUAUUUCUGCCAAAAGACAAAAGACAGUGCAUAGAUGAAUUAACAAUUUCUACCAAGGAUGGAUUACAACUUCAAAUACAGCUUAUAGCAGCUAUUCCAGAAUAUAAAAUUGAGCUUCCAGAAAAGUUAGAUUUUGGAUUAGUUGCUACUAAAGAGGAGAAGACGAAGGAAUUUGUCAUAAAGAACCUGAGUAACCGGGAAACAUGCUUCAGCUUUUUGGUCGACAAACCAUUCCAAAUGCCUAUGUCUUCAGGGAAGCUGGCACCAGGAGGGGAAGUAACGCUUGUAGUGUCAUUCAAGCCCGAGAAACCUGGAACAUGCGAAUUCAAAGCAAAGUGCCUUUAUGGACCGUUCAGAGAAUGUUGUGCGGACUUAUUGCUACACGGAUCAGGGAUGUGUCCAAGUCUCUUCUUUCGAGUUGAUGGAGUGCAAAAAUAUGAUUCCAUGGGGGAAGCCUCGAAGUGCCUACUAAUUGCGUUCCCUACGACGGCAGCUGGAACAGUUUUCAAGAAACUUCUGACAGUUGAAAAUCCUUUGCAGGUUGAUACAAAGUUCGAAAUCAUUCCAUGCAACAACGCUAAACAUGGGGAAUUUCGAAGUGAUCGGACCUCGGUCUUGGUGCGAUCAAACUCAAAAAUGGAAAUACCGUUUUUCUAUCAACCAACUGUCUCCGGAGAGAAACAUGUUGGAUUCUUCAAACUAAAAACAUGCAACAACUUCGGUGAAAUUUUGGUCAAAUGCUCCGGUCGAUCCAUGGAUGCCAAUGUCAGAUUAUCCACAUUAGAAUUAGUCUUCGAUGCUACAGCCUCCGGCCGCGUCACACAGAAGUCAUUUCACGUUGUGAACCAAUGCGAGCUUCCUGUGACCUAUGAAAUCAUUUGUGGUCCAGUCUACUGUAAAACUGCAAAAACGCAAACCUGUUCCACCGCAUUUCCCAUUUUGGACGGCGCAGUGAAUGGAGUAGUGGACAAGGGACAGCGUGUUAGGGUGGUUAUAGGAUUUGCACCCAACUUCCCAGGUCACUAUUUCCGCCGGAUAGCGUUGCUGGUCUCCGGUCAGGAGCCGCAGUUUUUAAACCUUCACGGUUCUUGCCACAGCGGUGACCAUCAACCGCACGAGAUAGCGUUACCAAAUCAACGAAACGACGGGUCAAUGCUGGCUACGAAUGAACAGCUGCAGACAGGCGAAGCUAACUCACGCUGUGACUAUGUUGAUACAAAGUUCGAGAUCAUUCCAUGCAACAACGAUAAACAUGGGGAAUUUCGAAGUGAUCGGACCUCGGUCUUGGUGCGAUCAAACACCAAAAUGGAAAUACCGUUUUUCUAUCAACCAACUGUCUCCGGAGAGAAACAUGUUGGAUUCUUCAAACUAAAAACAUGCAACAACUUCGGUGAAAUUUUGGUCAAAUGCUCCGGUCGAUCCACGGGUAUGUCCAGUUAA
Molecule: messenger RNA, 1712 nt
Organism: Dicrocoelium dendriticum
Lineage: Eukaryota; Metazoa; Platyhelminthes; Trematoda; Plagiorchiida; Dicrocoeliidae
Source: the annotation of a GenBank genome assembly